GAAAGAAGUGCGAUAAUUUUUGGAAGAGAGAGGCAUCUGAAUCAGACUUCAUAAUGCUGAAAAUCGGAAAAAAAAGGCAAAAGAACUUACUUACUCCCAUCAAUGUUGAAUACUUUCCGGACUACAUCACGACUGUUCGUUGUACAUAGAAGAACCAAAGAGCCGACAAUAGUUCGCAAGCACUUAUUUAAAUGAGCCGACUCAUUUACAACAAAUUACUGUUAGUACUCGAUAGGCCAGCAAUAUGUUGAGGCACGCGGCUAGCUCAGUGCUAGCACUACUGCUUUUCAGCAGUGGUUUGCAGUACGCGUUCGGUGAUUCGGUGACGCUCAAAAGGCAGCAUGUAGUGGACCGGCGCAGCGACGAAAUCCACCCUCCUUAUGUUGAGACUACUCAAGACAAACCACAAGUAGGAAAUACUGAAGAUUUUUCUAGUCUGAUCCAUCAGGUGAAUAUGUAGUCUGAUUUAGUCUUACUCACUUUCAUACUUCCCCACUCUCGUUUCUUGCAGUUUCGGAGCAUGCAAAGCGAUCUGAGGAGGAACACAAAGAGCUAACCAACUACGAUGAUGACGGCGAACUGUUGGAUGAUGGCUAUGGUUUCCGGUUUGUAAUGAACUGUGGGAGACAUCCAGGAAAAAUGCGCUAUUUCUGAUAGUUCUACUGCUGUAGUGAGAGUAUUGUCUUUACAGAGAGUUAGCAAAGGAGCCCUGGAGCAUAUCGUGACUCUACUUCAGAUCAUUUUCCUUCGAGUACUUUAUCAGCCCUACUCCUGCCAAAAAACAAAAACAAGACUCCUUUCUUCUAACCUCCCACAUCCGGUGGUUCCCUGUUGCAGCUAUCGCCUGGGAUCGUCACGAUACCACACUCCAACCAAGAUGAAAAAACCGGAACUACACAGAUGAGCAGGACAAGUGGUGGAGGAGGUAUUACUAUUACUUCAAAUCUAGUGAAAUACUUUUAGCGUGGUGAAAUACUUGAUGAAGAUGAUAAUGCAGCUACUUCUACACUCAAGGGCACAACGCUCACAACCAUUCACCUAAGCACCAGUUAAGAGGCCACAAAUUUUCGCAUUUCUGUCUACCUUAACUUUGCUGAGCGCUGUGAGAGCAUUUUCUGCCUUCUUCACUCUGUCUUUCACCUCUGGUGGAGGAGGUAUUACUUCACCUAGUGGUGACAUACUUGUAUCACAUCUUCUUUGUCUUAAAUCUUACGCUUAUCUCUCCAACAAAUUUUCCUCCAGAUGAUUUGGCUGCGGCUCUCGCAGACCCCGAGCCUAUCAGUCUGUGAUCAAAGUAAAGGGGAUGCGGAUAUGAUACGAACGCAGGAGCACUGAGACUGACUUGCUGGAAAAUGUACACUGAUAUUGAAGGAGCGCACAACUACAACUGAUGUACCUACUACAAAUGAACCUACAACUUUUUCUGACGAAUUUGUGUUGUCGAAAUGACUGUUAUAGAAGAAGUCCUUUUAAUGCAUUGCGGUUUCACUAUUGUGAAUGAGUACUAAACUUCGAAUAAACCCGCCUAAUGAACACUUCGCCGAGAAAGAAUCCGCAUAGUCUAUGCCAAAUACCUUUCAUCACGACCACUCUCGCUACAAAUUGUACACUAGUAUUCAAGAAGGAACGACUAGGGAAUCGAUCUAUGUCCGUGUGGUCACAAUGGUGUUCUCCUGAAUGAAACGCGAC
Amoebophrya sp. A25 is the source of this 1689-nucleotide messenger RNA. The record is from the annotation of a GenBank genome assembly. NCBI's taxonomy places the organism in Eukaryota, Dinophyceae, Syndiniales, Amoebophryaceae.